UUGAAGACAACAACACUGCAGCUGGUCAUCACCAUUUAUACACUAUGGCAAUAACAGAAAAAAAAUUCAGCAACAUCUGAAACUAUUCCUCUAAAAACUCUCCGGUGUAGCGACUUAGCACCAACGAGGCCGAACAAGUUAUUAUCAUUUACUCAGACACUUGGGAAGACAUUUCCAAAUGUCCUCUGGCUGUCCACCCCAGUCACCGGCUGUGGCAAAGUCUGAGGUAACAGUAGAGGGAGAAUGCCCGCUACUGGCUGCCACCUUUGCCUACUGGGACAAUAUCCUGGGUCCACGUGUGCGCCACAUCUGGACACCAAAGGGAGACCAAGUGAUGUUCCUCAGCGAUGGAGAAGUCACAUUUCUGGCCAAUCAUACACUUAAUGGGGAGAUUCUGCGUAGCGCUGAGUGUGGCGCAGUGGAUGUGAAGUUCUUUGUCCUGGCAGAAAAGGGCGUCAUCAUUGUCUCUCUCAUCUUUGAUGGCGAGCUGAAGGGGGACAAGAACACGUGUGCCUUGUCCAUUAUCCUGCCUCAGACAGAGCUGGCCUUCUACCUGCCUCUGCACACCAUCUGCGUGGAGAGGCUAAAGCAUGUUAUCCGCAAAGGACGCAUUUGGAUGCAGAAGGGCUACAACAUCAUCUCAGUGCUGAGCUUGGAGAUUGUCCCUAUCAUGGAGCUGUUGGCCUCUAUGAAGACGCACAGUGUGCCAGAAGAUAUAGAUAUAAAAGACACCGUGCUAAAUGAUGAUGACAUCGGGGACAGCUGCCACGAGGAUUUCCUCCACAAGGCCGUCAGCUCUCAUCUGCAGACUUGCGGCUGUUCAAUAGUGGUUGGGAGCAACCCCGAGAAAGUAAAUAAGAUUGUACGUACUCUCUGCCUCUUCCUCACCCCGGCUGAGAGGAAGUGCUCUCGCCUCUGCAAGGCUGACUCUUCUUUCAAAUAUGACACAGGCCUGUUUGUUCAGGGUCUGCUCAAGGACUCCAGAGGCAGCUUCGUCCUGCCCUUCCGCCAGGUGCUCUACUCCCCUUACCCGACCACGCACAUCGACGUCGACAUCAACACAGUCAAGCAGAUGCCACCGUGCCAUGAGCACACGUACAACCAGCGGCGCUACAUGCGGUCUGAGCUGAGCGCUCUCUGGAAGACGGACAGCGAGGAGGACAUCCCCCCCGACACAGUCAUUCACACUGACGAAUCCUUCACACCUGACCUGAAUAUAUUUCAAGACGUCAUGCAUAAAGACACUUUGGUGAAGUCAUUUAUAGACGAGGUGUUCAUGCUGAAGCCAGGCCUGUCCCUGCGGAGCACCUAUCUGGCCCAGUUCCUGCUGCUGCUCCACAGGAAGGCCCUCACACUGCUCAAGUACAUCGAGGACGAAACGCAAAAAGGGAAGAAGCCGUUUCGAUCCUUGCGUAACUUAAAGACGGACCUGGAUCUGACGGUGGAAGGAGACCUGCACAUUGUAAUGGCCUUCGCUGAGAAGCUGAGGGCGGGACUGCACUCGUUCGUGUUUGGCAAGCCGUUCUACACCAGCAUGCAAGAACGAGACGCGCUCAUGAGCUUCUGACUCCUGUCUGCACCUGCACUUUAUGUAUUGGAAACAGAUGUUGUAUUAUCUUUGUUUUGUUUGUUACGUCAAUGCAUGCACAACCGUAAUACUGAAUAUUUGUUUCUGCUUUUCUGAAAUGGAAAAAAACUAAAAAUGUUGCCUUCCUUUUGUGUCUUGAUCAAGUCAAGGCAUGAUUUCAAAGACUAACUCUUACUGCUGUUAUGAGCCAUUAGACUGAAAGUUUUGAUAUAAUGUGUUGAUCAUCUGUAAGCAUAAUGUUUUGAGAAGACUUCAAUAAUUGUCUGCAGGAUGAAUUAUUCAUGUGUUCUAUGCCUUCUGUCAAUAGAGGGUCUGUAUUCAUUUGUGGUUUUAAAAUUGACUGAGGUGCCCACCAGGACAUUUGCAAUUUAAUUAAAAAUGAUAUUUAUUAAAACGUUU
This is a messenger RNA of Cottoperca gobio, 1987 nucleotides long. RefSeq names its product C9orf72-SMCR8 complex subunit (gene c9orf72). Lineage: Eukaryota; Metazoa; Chordata; Actinopteri; Perciformes; Bovichtidae. Gene Ontology annotation, cellular component: endosome; autophagosome. The transcript is spliced from 10 exons. Gene Ontology annotation, biological process: endocytosis; autophagy. Gene Ontology annotation, molecular function: guanyl-nucleotide exchange factor activity. The record is from RefSeq and is a predicted model, not a curated record. The coding region runs from base 179 to 1567 and encodes 462 amino acids.